CGUCGGCCCUGGGGCGGGGCGGAAGUAGGUGGCCGAGGCCUAAUAAAUUGGCUGAGGCUGAAGAAGUGGUUCCGUACACAACCCAGGCAUCUGAGCUUCCAGCCUCUGGGGCCUCAGACGUUUCAGGGAGAUGAACUGGGUCGGGGGAUCCCGUACCAGGGUUCUGAUCAAGCAGGAAAGGAGAAAGCAAAAGGAAUAUUUUGAAAAGAAAAGGUUAAAAUCAAAAAUGAAAUUACUGGGGGUUUUAUCCCCUGUCAAAAAUUCCACUGUCAGUUUAGACCUCCUUAAUUUGUAUAUGGUAAAUCACAUAUCUUGCCAGAAGAAAACACCUGAAACUGUGAGAAAACCAACCCAUGUGAAUAUGCAUAGAGAUAUAAAAAUGCCCUUAAGAAAGCAUGAUUUAGAACUUCCAAUGUCACCUCACUAUAUACCAUCUAAGCUCUGCAUUGAUGAUGUAGAAAACAAACUAGGCAACAAGAAAGAACUUGCCCCAGUUCAGUUGUCACAAGUAAUGGACUCAGAAAGAAUGUUUGAACCUCAGUUCAACAGAAUAGAAAAUUGCAGUUUUACUCCACCAUCCUUCGCAGCAGAGUUAUCUUCUAACAGAAACAUUACAAAACAAAAUUUCAUUCCCAGAACAGCACCUAGUCCUCAGAAAGUUGCAUAUGAAAAAAAGCAGGAUGAGCAGCUCAUUAAAGUUAAUUAUUCUAAUAGUUUGGUUUCCAAAUUAAAUGAAAAUCAAGAUGCUCUCAGUCCAUCAUAUAAAACAGCACAAUUUGGGUCAUUAUUCGAAAGAUUAAACAGUCCAAGAAAUAGGAAUUUCCUUACUGGAAGACCUGUUACAGUUAUGGGUGAAGAUUGUGGAAGCAUGAAUGAGCAAAGACAAACAGACUUUAUUACUGAGAAACAAUCAGUACAACCUAUUUGGAGAGAAAAUAGAAGAGAGGUUUCAAAUUUUCUUGAAGACAUGAACCAGCCAACAGCCAGCCUUAUAUCAGAGAAUUGUAACUCUUUUAUUAGUGAAAAUGUGAUCAAUUUAUUAAACGCAGAUCAACAGAGGAUAAAGAAAACCUUUGACAAGUGUGGUUAUGACAGUAUGGGAGAUAGUUGCGCAAACACAAGUUCUGAUAAAAAUCAUUCAGCUGGUCAAUGCAUUAGAAGUAUUUUUACAGAUCCAGAGUUGACUUUUAGUUGUUCGACUUUUAAUGAAACACAUUAUCCAGAGAGGUGUCAGCCAAACAAGAAGUAUCAGAAAGAGUACAACAAUAAUGAAAGAAAUACUUUUACUAUAUCUUUUAAGAAGGAUUGUUGUAUAGCCAGCUCUGAAAAUAAAGGAAAAUUUGAAAGUGAUUGCCAAGAGAAGACACCACAGAAUGAAAUCCAGAAACAUCCGGUGAAUUAUAUGGGUAAUAUCUCUUUGGAAGGAUUGCAUUCUAAUCCAUCAUGGGACUUGGGAUUUGGUGAGAUUCCGAUGGAAGAAGGAGGAACUUGUUCUUUAAAAGACAGGCCAACAUCUAAGAAAAUCUAUCUUGAUUCUUCACAGAGUAGUCAAUCUACCAGUUAUUCUCCAAGGCCAACAGAUAGUUGCUUCAGUUCUAGUUCAGAAAUGCUAUCUGAAGAAGAAGAUAAAAUAUCGCAGCACGUUGAAGAAUCAAAUAGGAGAGCCAUCAGAACCAGACAAAUAACUAGUAAUUUUUAUCCAGAAAGGAUGCCAAAACCUCCAUGUGAUGGAAUUAUUAAAAACAAUGCCAAAAUUCAUGAACAAAAUGAGAAUCUUCACCACCUCUCAAUGAAAGAUAAUACAGAUCGGUUUCCACAGUCUCAGUGUAAUUCAGCACACAAUUCGCAGAAUAUAACCAGUAAUAACUGCAUUCUACAGGUUGCAAGAUGUGAUGCAUGGGUCCAGACAGACAGUGAACCUGUAAUGGAAAAAAAAUUAGAUGCUGCCAUACAGUGUGAUAUAAUUUCAUAAUGUAAAUGUAGAAGCAAUGUGUCUUUGUAAUGUUGAAAGGUGCAGUGAAAAUAUUAAGGCAGAUACCACUGGAGGGCAGGAAAUCCUUAAGAACGACUAAUAUUCUAAAAUUUCAGCCUGAGUCUUAGCAUUUUACUUAAUGUUCAGAAUUUCAUUAACGUAAUAAGGAAUGAGAAUAUGUAGCCAAGCACAAGGUAAAAGUAUUUAUGGCUUGUUUUAAAACAUUUUAAUUUUAAUGUAUACAUUAAUUUUACAUAGAUAUUUCUUUAAACACAUAUGUAGCUAAUGUUCAAGAUAUACAUCUAUCUUCAAGUUUUGGAAAAAUACGUAUGUAAAUUUACUGUCUAUAAUUCUCAUGGUGAUUAUUAUGAUCUAUUUAUGGAUGAAGUAUGUUUAAUUGCCUCCUGCUGUGUUUUCUUUAUUUUCAAAUUCAGUGCAGUUGCUUCUAUUAGCAAAAAUGUUCUAAGAUUUUAAGACAGAAAAUAAUGCUAAACAGUGUCAAAUAUGUUUUGUAGUCCCAUAAGAAUUUUGUUAGCCGCUCAUAUUACAAAUUUGCGUAUCAUCCUUAUGUAGGGCUGUGCUAGUUUUCUCUGUGUUGUUUAAAUUUUAGUAUAUGUGCUGCUGAAGCAAGCACUGUUAGCUACUUAUAUUAAAUAUUAUACCCUCAUUAAAAUUAUGGCAUUCAUUUUUAGAUGAAAUAUAUUUUCUAACUACUUACAUUAAAUAUUAUACCCUAAUUUAAAAAUUCUGGCAUUUUUAGACAAAAUGUAUUUUCUGUUUUGUUUGGAUAAUGGUUUUUGUUGGUGCUUGUAUUCAAAGGAGAAUGUUUUUCUCUUUAAGCUAUAAAAAUAUGUCAAUGCUUUUCUAAAAGAAAUCUUCAACAUUAGAAAAAGUAUGUUUACUAAUUUUAAUAUUGCUAAGAUUCUUUUCAAAAAUAUUAUAUCAGAAUUUCUCAUUUAUAAAAUAUAGUCUUUGUUCCCAAUAUAACAUUUAUUUUUUUUGUCAAGAUUUUAAAUGUUUAUACUCUGAAAUCAACCAUUUGUAUGGAUGUAUUACAAAUUAUACAGCACAGGACAUUAUGAUAGGUAACUGAACCAAAAAUGUAGUUAGGAGUUUCUGUGCCUCUAAAGAAAAAGAUAAUGAGAUAUUCCAUUGUUACAUGCACACAUAUCAAAUCAGUAUUUUGUGCAGUAGGAGUGAUCUAAAGCAUAAUGAUUUAGAAACACUAACAGCUGAUGUUUAAAAGGUAGCAGUCUUCAGUUUUUAGCUAGUUUUAGGAAGUUAUUUUUGCAGGCUCGGGAAACUCAAAGAGCUCCUGAGUAAUUUUCUUAAGGUACAGUAAUCAUCUUCUGGAAGUAUAUUGGUAGUAUUUCAAAUGCCAGAUUUUCAUUGUGAUUUUAAACAAAGUAUUCUGUCAUGGAUUGAUUAUCCUGAGCAGUAUUUUGCAAAAUAGGACCCAGCAAUGAAGACCAAUAUAGAAAAAGAAGACCUUCUACCUGUGAUACUAGAAUAAGAUUGAGCUGUGAAUCUUAGCUUGGUUUCAAGUAUCAAAUACAUGGAUUUUUCCCAAGUACUAUGCUAAUCAAAGUCUAGCAGUAUUGAAAGCACAUUAAUGACAAAAAUCUACAUGUAGUUACAUUUUUGUCAAUAUCAUAAUGUGGCAGUUCAGCUCAGUAAGGUAAAAAGGAAUGUCAGGGCUUUUUAGUGCAGUGACCACACAUAGAAGAGGGUAAGGUACAGUGUAGUAAAGAAUGUAAACUUGCCCAAAAGAAGAUCUUCCCUUUGCUCUUGGCUUUGGGGAUGUAAUCUCUAUACCCUUGGAGUGUCCUACAUGCCUGAUAGAAAUGUCUUUGUUAGCUUGGGGACCUUGGACCAAGCUAGAUAGUAACAGCGUGAUUUAGAAUGAAACCUUAAAUCAAGCAGUCUCAGCUCAACUUCUUAAGGUUAGAAACUGAGGUCAGCAUGCCAUUCUGAUGUAGCCCCAGUAAAGACUCUGGACCCUAGGGUUUGGGUGAACUUUCCUGGUUGGCAGUACUAUAUGUUAUCAGACAGUGAUAUCAGGCAAGUCUAUGACUCCACAGAAGAGGUCUACUAGAAGCUCUUCAUUUAUUACUUUCCUAGAAUCUGUCCUGUGUGUUUCUUCCCUAGGCUGAUUUUAAUCUGUAUUCUUUCCCUGUAAUAAACUGUAAUCGUGACUAUAACAUCUUUCAA
Molecule: messenger RNA, 4183 nt
Organism: Panthera uncia (snow leopard)
Lineage: Eukaryota; Metazoa; Chordata; Mammalia; Carnivora; Felidae
Gene: REDIC1
Product: chromosome B4 C12orf40 homolog
Exons: 13
Coding region: 131-1972 (613 amino acids)
Source: RefSeq, a predicted model, not a curated record